CCAUCUCAACCGAAGGAUCGGGUGGCAACGCAGAGCAAGUAACCAUAGCAACGCUCCGAAAGACUAUCGCCGACCGAGAAGAAUCUAUAAAUAGUGUGCAGCGAACGGUGGAGGAAUUGCGCGCCAAAACUCGCAGAUUGGAACACGCUGCUACUAGCGGAGGGAGUGAUUCCGAUGGGCAAAUGGCCAUUCUCACCCAACGCAACGACACUUUGGAGUCAGUGAACAGAGGCAUGCAGAAGGAGUUGGACAAGAACCAAGUAUCUCUGCUUGAUUUGCGAGCUCAGCUGCGUGAGCGUGAAGCACAAUUGGAACAAGAAUUGAGGAGCCACUCCGUGAAGAUGUCCGCUAUGGAAACUCGGUUGCGAUCAAUGCAACGCUUGGGCAAGGGACAG
Molecule: messenger RNA, 395 nt
Organism: Sphaeroforma arctica JP610
Lineage: Eukaryota; Ichthyosporea; Ichthyophonida
Exons: 3
Source: RefSeq, a predicted model, not a curated record